UAGGGGUGGAGCCACGAGCCCGUGGAACGUCCCGCUGCCACGAUCCGCCACGUCCUCCCCGCGCGCUGAAGGCGGGGCCUGCGCAGCGCGAUCCUCGAACGUAUCGGAUUGCCACGCGGGUUCAAACCAUGUCUGAAAGCGGCCGGAUACCUCAGGCCCGGGCGCUUCUGCAGCAGUGCCUGCACGCCAGGCUGCAAGUACGUCCAGCCGAGGGAGACGCCGAGAGCCAGUGGGUGGAGGUUCAGAGAGGAUUAGUAAUCUACGUGUGUUUUUUCAAGGGAGCUAAUAAAGAACUUCUUCCCAAAAUGGUUAAUACACUGUUAAAUGUGAAGUUAAGUGAAACAGAAAAUGGUAAGCACGUGUCUAUAUUGGACCUACCUGGCAAUGUUCUAAUCAUCCCUCAAGCCACCCUUGGGGGGAGAGUAAAAGGAAGAAACAUGCAGUAUCACUCUAACUCUGGAAAAGAAGAAGGCUUGGAACUUUAUUCCCAAUUUGUGAUUCUAUGUGAAAAAGAACUGGCUGCCAACAGCAAGUGUGCCGAAGCUGGGGUUGUGGUGGAACAUGGUACAUACGGGAACAGGCAGGUGUUACAGCUGGAUACCAACGGACCAUACACACACCUAAUUGAGUUUUGAAAAAUUAAAAGUUUCUACAGUUGUUUUCUGGUAUAAAAUGAUCUCAACUAUAAUUCGAUUUUCUUCCUCUUGAAUACACUAAUCUGUAGCAUUUUUAGACAAGAAAAUCCUGGGUCCUAUCCAUACCUCUGCAACCUGUUAAUUGGAUGACCUUGCCUUGCCAAGUCACCAAACUCUGGAUCUCAGUCACCUUUCGUCCUGCUUUCCCCUACACUUCCACUUGAAAACUUGAAAAAUGCUUUCUAUUCACCUUAUAGUCACUGUGGAAAUAUUCUUAGAGAGCUGUAUUUAAGUAUUUUGCAUGAAGAAUUUGUGCGAUCAAGAAAAAUAUUUCUUAUACCCUCAAAUGUAUGAAGUAUGUAAUAAAAAUAACUUUGUAUUAAAAUUAGGUAAAAUCCCACGCAAACCAAUUACAGUUUUGUCAAUUUUGUUUUACUUAUUCUGUUUUCCAUAUUCUGUUCAGUUUUCCAUAUUCUGAAUGAAAACAAUAUAUUAUUUACUAUUCUUUUUAAUAAUAUCUGUGAAAAUGUAGUCUAGAAAUGUUAUUGUGCAUUAUAUUACUUUCCAAGGACAUCCAAGUGCUUUAAAUCAUUUUAAGAAUCUUUAGUUGAGGGGUGCCUGGGUGGUUCAGUCGGUUAAGCGUCUGCCUUCUGCUCAGGUCAUGAUCCCAGGAUCCUGGGAUCAAGUUCCACAUCAGGCUCCUUGCUCAGCAGGGAGCCUGCUUCUCCCUCUGCCUACCACUCCCCCUGCUUGUGCUCUCGCUCGCUCUCUCUGACAAAUAAAAAAAUCUUAAAAAAAAAAAGAAUCUUUAGUUGAGGGGUGCCUGGGUGGCUCAGUCGUUAAGCAUCUGCCUCCAGCUCAGGUUGUGAUCUCAGAGUCCUGGGAUGGAGCCCUGCACAGGCUCUGUGCUCAGCGAGGGGUCUCCGUCUCCCUCUGCCUCUGUGCUCUCUCACUCUCUCUCGCUCUCAAGCAAAUAAGUAAAAUCUUUUAAAAAAAUCUUAAGUUGAUACAAGAACAAGGUAUGAAGAUUAAAAAAUGUUUUUAUUUGGGGCCCCUGGGUGGCUCAGUCAUUAGGCGUCUGCCUUCAGCUAGGUCGUGAUCCCAGAGUUCUGGGAUUGAACCCCACAUUGGGCUCCCUGCUCAGUGGGAAGCCUGCUUCUCCUUCUCCCACUCCUCCUGCUUGUGUUCCCUCUCACUGUGUCUCCCUCUGUCAAAUAAAAUCUUUAAAAAAAAGUUUUUAUUUAAUAUACCAAUUGGUUAAUUAAUACUUCUGUUUCUCAGUUUUUUAAUGUAUGUCUCAUUUUCUGUCCUUGGUUUUUAAAAGUUACUGCUUUGUGAAAUUAUGUUCAUAAGUGUUCUAGGAAGUCCUUUCUUACUUAGAUUGCCAUAAAAGGAAGAAAAAGAAAAAGGGAAGCUUUCUACUGCAAUUAUUUGGAAACAAGCUGACUUGUUCUUUUCCAUAUUAUUUAACGAUUUCGAGCCAGUGUUUUUUCUGUUAGUGAAUGUUUGUGCCCCACUCCCAUUCACAUGUUGAAGUCCCCCAAUUUGAUGGUAUUUGGAGAUGGGGCUUUGGGAGGUAAUUAGGGUUAAUGAGAUCAUAAGAGUGGGUCCCUCAUGAUGGGAUUAGAAUCUUCAUAAGAAGAGUAACCAGAGAGCUUGCUUGCUCGUUCUCUUUGCUCCCACCAUGUGAGGAUGCAGUAGGAAGGGGGCUAUCUACAAACUAGGAAGAGAACCCUUAUCAGAAACUGACCAUGUUGACACCUUGAUCUUGAACUUGCAGCCUCCAGACUGUGAGAAAAUAAUUUUCUGUUGUUCAAGCCACUCAGUCUAUGGUAUUUUGUUAGGACAACCUGAGCUGAUGAAGAUAGUGAUACAAGAUAGACAGCUAAUGGGGUAGAUUUUUCAGUCAAGAGAAGAAGAUAUAUGAGAAACUGAAAGAAUAAAUGAAUCAAAAAAAGAUAAUCAGUUUUUGCAAACUCCUCUGACUUUAUUUGAAAAGAUAUUUUGAAGUGUAAAUACCAAAUAAUAUUUCUAAUUACCAAAAGAUGAAGAAAAUAACUUGAAUAAACAUCUUAA
This is a messenger RNA of Mirounga angustirostris (Northern elephant seal), 2711 nucleotides long. RefSeq names its product D-aminoacyl-tRNA deacylase 2 (gene DTD2). The record is from RefSeq and is a predicted model, not a curated record. Bases 129 to 635 code for a protein of 168 amino acids. Gene Ontology annotation, molecular function: D-tyrosyl-tRNA(Tyr) deacylase activity. Gene Ontology annotation, biological process: tRNA metabolic process. The transcript is spliced from 3 exons. Gene Ontology annotation, cellular component: cytoplasm. NCBI's taxonomy places the organism in Eukaryota, Metazoa, Chordata, Mammalia, Carnivora, Phocidae.